Alternaria ethzedia is the source of this 2043-nucleotide messenger RNA. It is a transcript of the gene RVB1, whose product is annotated as RuvB ATP-dependent DNA helicase pontin. Gene Ontology annotation, cellular component: R2TP complex; Swr1 complex; NuA4 histone acetyltransferase complex. Gene Ontology annotation, biological process: box C/D snoRNP assembly; regulation of transcription by RNA polymerase II; chromatin remodeling. Gene Ontology annotation, molecular function: ATP binding; DNA helicase activity; ATP hydrolysis activity. The transcript has 5 exons. Bases 1 to 2043 code for a protein of 680 amino acids. Lineage: Eukaryota; Fungi; Ascomycota; Dothideomycetes; Pleosporales; Pleosporaceae. The record is from RefSeq and is a predicted model, not a curated record.
AUGACGACUGUGCCAGUCAGCGAAGUCAAGAGCACGCACGAUCGCUCAUCCAGAACCGCAGCGCAUUCCCAUAUCAAAGGACUAGGUCUAUCAAGCGAUGGACGCGCAACUCCCUCAGCUGGCGGCUUCGUCGGCCAAGCUGCAGCACGAGAGGCAUGUGGACUAGUCGUCGACCUCGUCAAGGCGAAGAAGAUGUCAGGCAGAGCCGUGCUACUCGCAGGUGGUCCCGGAACCGGUAAAACCGCAUUGGCGUUGGCUGUGAGCCAGGAGCUGGGUACCAAGGUGCCAUUCUGUCCGAUUGUUGGCAGCGAGAUCUACUCUGCGGAGGUCAAGAAGACCGAAGCGCUCAUGGAGAACUUCAGGAGAGCGAUAGGUCUUCGCGUGAAGGAAACCAAGGAGGUCUACGAAGGUGAAGUGACAGAGCUCACGCCUGAAGAAGCCGAAAACCCGCUCGGAGGCUAUGGCCGCACCAUCUCGCACCUCCUCAUCAACCUCAAGUCCGCCAAGGGCACAAAGAAGCUGCGACUCGACCCAUCCAUAUACGAGGCCAUACAGAAGGAGCGCGUCCGUCUGGGCGAUGUCAUCUACAUUGAAGCCAAUACGGGAGCCGUAAAGCGCGUCGGGCGAUCAGACGCUUACGCGACUGAGUUCGACCUAGAGGCGGAGGAAUACGUCCCGAUACCCAAGGGCGAUGUGCACAAGAAGAAGGAGAUUGUUCAGGAUGUUACCCUGCACGACCUAGAUGUUGCCAACGCGCGGCCGCAAGGUGGUCAGGACAUUAUGAGCAUGAUGGGCCAGUUGAUGAAGCCUAAGAAGACUGAGAUCACUGAGAAGUUACGGUUGGAGAUCAACAAGGUCGUUAACAGGUACAUCGACCAGGGCAUCGCAGACCUAGUACCCGGUGUGCUCUUCAUUGACGAGGUUCACAUGCUCGAUCUCGAGGCAUUCACAUUCCUGAACCGCGCUCUGGAAUCCCCUCUGUCACCUCUUGUCAUCCUCGCAUCGAACCGCGGCAACACACAUAUUCGUGGCGGAGAGAACCUUCCUCCUUCAGCGCACGGCAUCCCGACCGAUCUCCUCGCGCGUCUGCUCAUCAUCCCUACACACCCAUACGGACCCGCAGAGAUCAAGUCAAUUAUUUCCACGCGCGUCACGACUGAGAAGCUCAACAUCUCUGCGCCUGCAAAGGAGAAGGUCAGCGCUCUUGGUGAGAAGAUCAGUCUGCGAUACGCGCUGCAACUUCUCGCACCCGCAAGUGUACUGGCCGAGGUCAAUGGACGGGAGAACAAGCAAAUCGAGGUGGACGAUGUGGAGGAAUGUCAAAGCCUGUUCUUGGAUGCAGGAAGGAGUGCGCGAGCACUGGGCGAGACGAAUGGAUACAUUUCAUCGACGGUCAAGAAAGUCGUCUUCGCCUUCGACUCACAAAGAACUUUCACUUCACACGCAACAUACCUCGUGCAAGCCACGCAGCUUACAACAGACCUCAUACCUGUGCAACUCUCCAUCAUGACCGCCACAAUGCGCACCAUCACGCGCCUCCCGCGCCAGCUCUCCCGCCGCACCUUCAGCAUCUCCACCCGACACGCGCAAGCACCUUUUGGCUCGGGCCCAGCACCACCACGCCUCCCCAAAGAAGACCAAGAAAUCUUCGAAAAGCUACAAAAGCAAAGCACCGGCGCCUUCAGCACCCCAAAGGACAUCGAAACACCUACCUCGACCCCCAACAUCCGCAUGCGCAUCAACCAGUCGCCGGACUCGUCUCCUACACCCGCGUCUCCAGCCUCGGCGUCACGACCCCAGAUAAACCAGUCGCCUGAUAGUGCUAGUAGUGAAGGGCCGGAGAUUAGAUUUGAGAAUGGCAAGCAGAUCAAGAAGGGAGAGGAGUUCCAUCCUAAUAUGAGGAGAGGGGCGCCGCCGGAGUUUGAGGGCGAUGUCAAUCCCAAGACGGGGGAGGUGGGCGGACCGAAGAAUGAGCCGCUUAGGUGGGGGAGUACGGGGAAGACGGGGGAUUGGAGUUAUAAUGGGAGGGUUACUGAUUUUUGA